Molecule: messenger RNA, 1517 nt
Organism: Vitis vinifera (wine grape)
Lineage: Eukaryota; Viridiplantae; Streptophyta; Magnoliopsida; Vitales; Vitaceae
Product: protein MIS12 homolog
Exons: 8
Coding region: 157-972 (271 amino acids)
Biological process (GO): protein localization to kinetochore; mitotic cell cycle; mitotic sister chromatid segregation
Cellular component (GO): chromosome, centromeric region; nucleus
Source: RefSeq, a predicted model, not a curated record
AAAAACAAAGGGAGCUAUGGAAGGGGGGAGAAGCGUCUUCUUGCACACACACCAGCCAUUCUCUCCCAUUCAAAUUUUCUUCUAUUUUGAAGUUUUUCUCUUGGCGGGAAAGAACUUCCAACUUUCCUCUCUCUUCUAGAGUUAGGUUUUUGGGAAAUGGAAGGCAGCGAAAGCGAAGCCAUUUUUGAAUCUCUAAACCUCAAUCCCCAGCUCUUCAUCAAUGAAGUCCUUAACCUAGUCGAUGAUUUGCUUGAUGGAGCUUUUGAUUUCUAUCAACAGGAAGCAUCGAAUCUUUUGAGAACGGACGGAACCGAUCGCUCUGGUGAUAUAAACAAGGGUAUUGGUUAUAUUCGUAAUAUGAUUCAAGGAGUUUUGGAUAAGCGGCUGGAGAUGUGGGAGAAGUAUUGCCUAAGACACUGUUUUGCUGUUCCUGAGGGAUUCUUGAUGCCUAAAGCUAGUGAAACACCUGGUGACAGUUCAAUUAACAAAGAUGUGCUGUCUGGUCUCGAGCUGGAUGCGCAGUUGGAUUCAUUGAGGGAUAAACUUACAGUGGUUGCAAAGGAAUCUGCUGAGCUGAACAGAGAGCUCCAAGCAUUGGAAAGGCAGUCUGUCUUAAGCAAUCAAUGUACUGGGUCUGUUAAUGAGGCAUUGCAGUUAUAUGAACAAAACAAAGUGCAUGACAUGUUUCAGGAGAUGAUGAGAACUGCAUCAGAACUUCGUACUAAAAUGGAGAAGAUGAAGACCAAGAGGAUGGAAGGGAUUGAACGUGUUAAAACAGAGAGGAUAUACAACCCAGACAGAGAUUUGUCUAUGAGGAAUCGUGACAAAGGCCUAUUCAAUGCAGAGUUGGAAGAUCUUCAAGAAUUUUUAGCCAACAUAAAGAACAUACUGGCAAGCAUCCUUGGCCUUGUCCACCAUCUCAUCCUUCUUAGCCUGAAGUCAUCGAGUAUAAUAAUCUUAGUUAUAUUUUGACAUACAACAUGAUGUGUAUGAUAGACUACUUGAAAAUGGCCACCAUGAAUGAAUGGAAAAGAAGUUCUCACCUUGGCUUGGCCCUUGGCCUCACCAGCUUGGAAGGAAACAUCUUCGGAUCGGUUGGCCAUCUUGUUCUUUAAAUGAAGAGGACUUGGAAAAUGCUACUCAACCUGAACUUCGGUUGUGAUGCAAAACCAAGCAAAUAUGUGAAGGCAUUUAUAGGCUUUGGGCAGGAGGACGUUGGUUGACAAGUGUAAUUGGACAUUGUGCGUGAUAGGAGGUUCAGGUGUUGGCCUGUGGCUUUGCAGAAUUCGAGGGGUUGUUUGGUGGACUGGAUCUAUUCAAAGGCUGUUGAGGUUUUUGUGGAUGGCAAACGACUGAAUCAUAGCAAGGAUUUGCAUAACGGACCUGUUUGGCUGUCGGUAUAUGCUGAAAUUCCAUGCCUCUUUGUUUCCAUAUAUGCCGUGCUGUGUUAUUCUGAUGAUUGAAACUUCAAUCAGUUUUAGAACUUUAAAUUUAAAAGAAUAUUAGUCUUAACACAC